CCAUUUUGUACGAGUCUGCGCGGUGCGAUUUUCUUUCAUUGGAAAGGGAAAUCGCCCCUCGGGCUGCGGGGGGAUUGCUCUUGUAUUUUGCAAGUGUAACAAUGAUGCGACCACAGCCAAUAUUACAGCAGAUGCGUAGAGCGCACUCGGCCGCUUGGAAGAAAAACCCUGAGCUAGACAAGAUAAUCCGUGUGGACCACGCGGGCGAGCUGGGCGCGGACCGCAUCUAUGCGGGGCAGAUGGCUGUGCUGGGGAGCACGGCGGAGGGCCCGCUCAUACAACACAUGUGGGAGCAGGAAAAGAAGCACCGCGAGAAGUUCGAGGAGCUCAUCUGCAAGUACCGCGUGCGGCCCACCAUCAUGACGCCCCUGUGGAACGUCGCCGGAUUCGUGCUGGGAGCUGGCACGGCACUGCUAGGCAAAGAGGCAGCGAUGGCGUGCACGGUGGCUGUAGAGACGGUCAUAGUUGAUCACUACAACGAUCAGCUGCGCACUCUGAUGGCCGACCCACACGUCGACAAGGACAUCCUGGAGACCAUCACCAGGUUCCGUGAUGAGGAGCAGGAACAUCACGACACGGGAAUUGAUCACGGCGCAGAACAAGCGCCGUUCUACAAAGCCCUUACCGAAGUUAUCAAGGCGGGAUGCAAAGUUGCUAUCACUAUAUCCAAAACUGUAUAAGUUUGUAACAAGUGAUAAUAGAAAUAUAGAAGUUGAAGAAUAUUUUUUCAUAAGUGCCUUCUGCAACAUUCCUGAGGGUAGUUUUAUUUAACUGCUUAAACAGGAAAAAUGAUUAAGAUUUCUUAAUUUUGUAUCUGUCUACGUGUCACGUCUUUAUGGUCACACAACAAAGUUUUGUCGAGGGUAGAAUUGGGAGGGGAGGUGUUGUGAGUUUAGCAUAGGACGAAUUUUUAUUUUUGAAUUUGAUUUAGAUGAUUCUAAGAUGUAGUAUGAAAAACAUAACAUACAAAC
Messenger RNA from Papilio machaon (common yellow swallowtail), 971 nucleotides. RefSeq names its product 5-demethoxyubiquinone hydroxylase, mitochondrial (gene Coq7). Gene Ontology annotation, biological process: regulation of gene expression; determination of adult lifespan; ubiquinone biosynthetic process. The record is from RefSeq and is a predicted model, not a curated record. Gene Ontology annotation, molecular function: 3-demethoxyubiquinol 3-hydroxylase activity. The transcript has 4 exons. Gene Ontology annotation, cellular component: nucleus; mitochondrial inner membrane. Lineage: Eukaryota; Metazoa; Arthropoda; Insecta; Lepidoptera; Papilionidae. Bases 102 to 680 code for a protein of 192 amino acids.